AUGGAAACGCAGGACGAAUUGUAUCAGACUGAACCAAAUUUAUUAGCCGAAACUUAUAGAAAUCAAUCGGUUAACGAUAAACCACGUCAAAUAGAAAAACAUUUUGAUUUUAUUGACAUUAGCGAAGAUGGGCUUAUGCUAUUGGGUACUUCAAAUUUAUGUGGCAGGAUUUGGAGUGGUUCAAUUUGGAUAUACAAGGAUUAUCCUACUGAACCAGACAUCGAAAAAUGUUUAGCAGGUAUAGAACUUGAAAGUAGUAUUUCAUCAGGACUAUGGUUAGACGGCUGUAAAAAGAUAGUUAUAGGAUGUGACACUGGUCGUUUACAUUUUUUAUCUUUUAAUAUUCAAAAUGGUCAAAAAGAUAAACAUUACUUUGGUACAGAUGGAAUUGUAUCAGAACAUGAUGAUAGCAUUGUAACUUUGGAUUUUUUAAACGAUAAAUCAAAAAUUAUUUCUGGUGGAUACGAUAUGAAUAUUGUAGUUUGGAACAUAGAAACAUUAUCUAGUGAAAAAUCCUACUGCCCAGGACACAGUCACAUAGUAUCAUCAGUAUCUGCUCAAUCUCAACAACACAAUAUAUUCGCUUCUACAUCGCUCGAUGGAACAUGUUUAAUUUGGGAUAUUAGAUUAGACAAGCCAGCUAGUCUUUUAGCAGAAAAUGACUGUGGUUUUACAGCAUCUUCUUGGAUUGGAGAAUCAUUAAUUGCAUUAGGCUCAAACAAUGGUACCAUAAGUUUAAUGGAUGUAAGGAUGAAACAAGAAUUAGAUAAAAAUCCAUGUUCAUCCAGAUCAAUUUUCAAAUUUAAAUAUAAUUAUGAAUUAGAGCGUUUGGCAGUUUGUGCCGAUGAACUAAACGUAUAUGUAUUCUCCAUAAAGGAAAACAAAAUAACUAAUAUAUAUGAAUCUAAUCAACAUGAAGAUUUUGUUCGAGGACUUGCUUGGAAUCAGACCACUAAUAAUUUGUAUUCUUGUGGUUGGGAUAGUAAAAUUUAUUGUCACGAUAUGUCAAACAUAAAAAUUAAUGAUGAAUCAAAUGUACCUGAAAAAGGUUGA
Messenger RNA from Pediculus humanus corporis (human body louse), 1053 nucleotides. RefSeq names its product Methylosome protein, putative. The transcript is spliced from 4 exons. Gene Ontology annotation, biological process: oocyte axis specification. The coding region runs from base 1 to 1053 and encodes 350 amino acids. Gene Ontology annotation, molecular function: protein binding. Lineage: Eukaryota; Metazoa; Arthropoda; Insecta; Psocodea; Pediculidae. Gene Ontology annotation, cellular component: methylosome. The record is from RefSeq and is a predicted model, not a curated record.